UGUCUUUAAACGUCCAUUUUUGUGUUUUUUCCUAUUUUCUCCUCUAUUGCUGUGCGAUUGUGGGUGGGAGGGACACAGGACACGCCCACGCACCCCAGGACACGACACGACACGCGGCAGGACACAGAAGACACGGGAAACACGGGUGAAGAAACCAAAACACACACACACACACACACACACACACACACACACACACACACACACACACACACACACACACACACACACGUCACCCUAGCCAGCCAUGGGGGAACCGCCAGGCCUCACUGAUGAAGAGAGAGAGAUCAACAAGCAUAUAUCCACAAUCCUAGGGUGCUCAGUGUACACCCUAUACCAGUGUGAGGACGAGGAGGUGCAGGCGUUCCGGAAGGGUGCGGUGGGUGUGGUGCGGGAGGCUGUUAGGGUGAGGCAGCAGUGUGGCGCACCCUCCCUGGCCACAUACCACCACCCACCACAGCUCCACGCCACAGCCACCCUACCCACUGCUGUCACAAGGAAGCUCAAUGAUGGCUACCUCACUAUCACCCUAAGGAAAGUCACCACCACCACCACCACCACCACUUUGAGGGUUCCCUGGGAUAUCUACCCUGAGGGGGUCGUCGCCUGGGCCCUGAGACGUCUCCCCCCUGCUGCCUCCCCCCCUCCUUCACCCCCCUCCUCACCCUACACCCAGUCCUCACCCCCUUAUGUCCUUAGGGUGAACAAAUCACAAGAGUAUUUAUUAGCAGCUAAACCCAUAACUCAGUAUAAGACCAUCCGCUCGCUCAUCACGCAAGGAAGGACCCCAGACCUCAGCUUGGUGGCAAAGAAAGACUUCUACGCUUCAUUUCACCCAGUGCUGUUUAAAGAUCCCUCCUACACCACCACCACCACCACCACAGUCACCCCUGCCACCCCAGCCGCCCCAGCACCGCCCACUGUCUCCCUGUGGCACCCCAGCUUGGAAGGGAGGCUAAAAGUACAUGUUUUGAAGGCCAGGGGUGUUGGGGUGAAGGAGGGGCAGAAGGUGUUUGUGUGUGCGGGGGUGUACCAUGGCAGCGAGGGGCUCUGUACCACGCAGGAGACAUGUCGCAGUGAGGUGGGGGGGCAGGGGGGGGCUGGCUUGAGAGAGUGGCUGCAGUUUGACCUCCCCAUACAAGAGCUGCCCCGCGGGUCACGCCUCUGCCUUGCCCUUUGGUGUGAGCGAGCCAGCCCCGAGAGGAGGAGGAUCUGGGAGAGGAGUGAGGAGGCCAUGGUGGGCUGGGGGAACAUCAAUCUCUUUGACUUCCGAGGCCGGCUGGUGCACGGCAGGGUGUGUGUGCGGCUCCAGGCUCCCCCCAGGCCACCCACCACAGGCUACACCCCCUCGGACACACAGGACCCCUCCCCCAUCACCCAGGAGACACCCCUCACCACAGCCAGCCUUGCAGAGAUGGCCCAGCGUGACCCCCUCACCCCCCUGCCAGCUGGGGUGAGGGAGGGGGUGUGGGGUGCAAGGCAGGGGUGCAGGGAGGUGCCAGAUUCACUCCCCUGUCUUGUGGAAGCUGUCAAGUGGGCUUCCAGAGAUCAGGUGUCCCAGCUGUACCUCUUAAUGAAGUCAUGGCCCCCCCUGUCCCCCGAGGCGGCCCUGGAGCUGCUGGCCGGACCCUCUGCUGACCCAGUUGUGCGCUGCCUGGCCACCAAACACCUGGACCGCGCCCUGUCAGAUGAUGCCCUAAUGCAGUACAUGCUGCAGCUGGUCCAGAGCUUGAAACACGAACCACACCUAGAGUCCCCACUGGUGUGUGUCUUGCUGCGACGCGCCCUCACCAACGCCACUCUGGGACACACACUCUUCUGGCACCUCAAGGCGGAGUGUGGUGUGUGGGUGCGAGGGGAGGGUGUGCUGGCGGUGGUGGAGGCGUACUGUCGAGGCCUGGGUGUGGCGGGGGCGGCGGGGCUGGCCAGGCAGGUGACGGCUGUGUCCACCAUGGCCUCCCUGGCACACUGCAUCAGAGAGGGGGCCGACGGGGGGAAGAAAACGGAAUAUUUCAAGGAGAGACUGAAGGAGGCAGAGUUCUCCCACCCUCUACAGCACCUCCCCUCACCCCUUCACCCUGGCAUCACCCUGGGGCGGCUCAGGGUGUCCGAGUGCAGGGUGAUUGAGUCCGCCAGGUGCCCCCUCCUCCUGGCCUGGGACGCCCCCUCGGACAGCACCCCUCACCCCCCUGCCAUUAUCUUCAAGUGUGGCGAUGAUCUCCGUCAAGACAUGCUGUGCCUCCAAAUUUUGACUCUAAUGGCCCGUCUGUGGUCUGAGGAGGGGCUGGAGCUUCCCCUGGUGCCCUACCGAUGCCAGGCCACCACCAGAGACCAGGGGCUGAUAGAGGUGGUCCCCGGGGCGGCCACUGUGUACGGCAUUCAGCGUGUGUCUACCCUGGGGGCCAUCCAGGUGGAUUCCUCACAGCUGUACAAGUGGAUCAAGGAGAAGAACUGUACUGAGAGCAAACUACAGCAAGCAAUAGACAACUUCACCAAGUCAUGUGCUGCGUACUGUGUGGCAACCUUCGUGCUGGGGAUUGGAGACCGACACCCCAGCAACAUAAUGGUGAACAGGGACGGCAUGAUCUUUCACAUAGACUUUGGACACAUUUUGGGCAAUUUUAAGAAGAAGUUUGGAAUUCCGAGAGAGAGGGCACCCUUUGUCCUAACCUCCGACUUCCUGCUGGUGAUUGCCAAGGGCGCGGAGAACCCCAAGGACAGCCAGGAAUUCCAGAAGUUCCAGCAGUUGUGUGGCAAGGCGUAUCUCGCACUGCGCCACCACUACCGCUUGUUGGCCGUUCUGUUCCGCCACCUCCUCAACACUGGUAUGCCGGAAGUACAGAGUGUGGCAGACGUGGCGUACCUGAGGAAGACAUUAGCGGUGGGCGUGUCUGAAGAGGAGGCGCUGCGGUAUUUUCAGAACCGGUUCCACGAGGCCUAUGAUGGAGCCUGGACCACCAAACUCGACUGGUUCUUCCACUGUGUCCGCCACCGGUAACCCUUUGUUUGUCGGGUCCGAGAGGGUUCUUAAAGGGUUAUGAUGGUUUAUAAAGGGUUCUGAUGCUUUAUAAAGGGUUUUGAUGCUUUAUAAAGGGUUUUGAUGCUUUAUAAAGGGUUUUGAAAAUUUAUAAAGGGUUUUGAAAAUUUAUAAAGGGUUCUGAUGCUUUAUAAACGGUUUUGAAAAUUUAUAAAGGGUUCUGAUGCUUUAUAAAGGGUUCUGAUGCUUUAUAAAGGGUUUUGAAAAUUUAUAAAGGGUUCUGAUGCUUUAUUUUAAAGGGUUUUGAAAAUUUAUAAAGGGUUUUGCUACUUUAUAAAGGGUUCUGAGACUUUAUAAAGAGUUUUGGUACUUUAUAAAGGGUUCUGAUGCUUUAUAAAGGGUUGUGAUGCUUUAUGAAGGGUUCUGACACUUUAUAAAGGGUUUUUGAUACUUUAUAAAGGGUUCUGAUUCUUUAUAAAGGGUUCUGCCAGUUUACAACGGGUUGUGAGACUUUAUAAAGGGUUCUGCCACUUUAUAAAGGGUUCUGAUGCUUUAUAAAGGGUUUUGCCACUGUCAGCCACCGGUAAUUCUUUGUGUGUGUGGGAUUUGAGAGGGUUCAUUUAGGGUUGUGACACUUUAUAAAGGGUUCUGACACUAUAAAGGGUUUUGAUACUUUUUAAAGGUUUAUAAAGAUUUGCAUUCGUUAUAUAGUGUUGGAUUUGCUAUAUGUAGGAUUGGAUUCGGUUUUAUAAAGGAUUGGAUUUGAUAUAUCCCCUUUAUACAGGCUGAAGCACCCUUUAUACCGGUUUCAACAUCCUUUAUACAGAUUCAGAUUCCUUUUUGUAGGUUCAGAUUCCUUUAUACAGGAUCAAACACCAUUUUAUACAGUAUUACUCAAAUUAUCACCACAAAGGCCUCUAUUUUUUUACUUAUAGGCCUUUUUAUUAUCUUUAACACUCCAUUGCUUUUAAAACGUGACUAGGCCUAAUUUCUAUAUAGGCCGUGUAGUUAAAUGCGGUAGGCUGUGCUAGAUUAUUUGUAUAUAGGCUGUUUCAAAGAUUUCUAGGCCUAUAGGAAUCUUAUAGGCUUGAAAAAUUGUACAUAAACUGAUAUUCUAUUUUUUGAUAUGACGAGGCCUAUAUAUUUUUGUAUAGGCUGUUUUUUUCAGUAUUUCCAAGUAUUACAUAGGCCUAUAGUGUUUGUAUAUAUGUGUUUUUGUAUUUUGAGACAUGAAGCCUAUUUUUUCUGUGUUUCCAGAUAGUGUUAGGCCUAUGGGACUCUCGUAGACCUAUGUUUUAUGUGUAUAAGCUGUUUUAGGGUUUUGCUAUAUUUCUGUAGGCCUAAAAGAUCAUAUAGGCUGUAUUUUGAGUUUCUUCUUCUUCUUCUUCUUCUUAUUCUUAUUAUUAUUAUUAUUAUUAUUUAUUAUUGUGGCUAAAAAUUGUACAUAGGCCUAUUUUAGUGUGUUUAUAAUAUUCCUGUAUUUUUUAGACCUAUGGAGAGCUGUGACCCUUAGAAAUACAGCCUCUCUCUCUCUCUCUCUCUCUCUCUCUCUCUCUCUCUCUCUCUCUCUCUCUCUCU
Portunus trituberculatus (swimming crab) is the source of this 4555-nucleotide messenger RNA. Its product is annotated as phosphatidylinositol 4,5-bisphosphate 3-kinase catalytic subunit alpha isoform-like. The record is from RefSeq and is a predicted model, not a curated record. Gene Ontology annotation, biological process: cell migration; phosphatidylinositol-mediated signaling; phosphatidylinositol-3-phosphate biosynthetic process. The transcript is spliced from 17 exons. Gene Ontology annotation, cellular component: plasma membrane; cytoplasm; phosphatidylinositol 3-kinase complex. Gene Ontology annotation, molecular function: 1-phosphatidylinositol-4-phosphate 3-kinase activity; 1-phosphatidylinositol-3-kinase activity. Bases 248 to 2998 code for a protein of 916 amino acids. NCBI's taxonomy places the organism in Eukaryota, Metazoa, Arthropoda, Malacostraca, Decapoda, Portunidae.